Messenger RNA from Panicum hallii, 1242 nucleotides. Its product is annotated as proliferating cell nuclear antigen. NCBI's taxonomy places the organism in Eukaryota, Viridiplantae, Streptophyta, Magnoliopsida, Poales, Poaceae. The record is from RefSeq and is a predicted model, not a curated record. Gene Ontology annotation, cellular component: PCNA complex. Gene Ontology annotation, molecular function: DNA polymerase processivity factor activity; DNA binding. The transcript is spliced from 4 exons. Gene Ontology annotation, biological process: leading strand elongation; mismatch repair; translesion synthesis. The coding region runs from base 144 to 935 and encodes 263 amino acids.
CCUAUUAAAAUCCACCCAUUCCCCUUCAUCCCUCCCUCCGCCGCUCUCCCCUCCCAAACCCCGUGCGCCCAGAUCCUAGGGUUUCCCGAUCUCCUCACCCUCCCCAUCCGCCGCCGGCCGCCGACGAGGAGAGCGCCGCCGCGAUGUUGGAGCUACGGUUGGUGCAGGGGAGCCUCCUCAAGAAGGUCCUGGAGGCCAUCCGCGAGCUGGUCACCGAUGCCAACUUUGACUGCUCCGGGACCGGGUUCUCGCUGCAGGCCAUGGACUCCAGCCACGUCGCGCUCGUCGCCCUGCUCCUCCGCGCCGAGGGGUUCGAGCACUACCGCUGCGACCGCAACCUCUCCAUGGGCAUGAACCUCAAUAACAUGGCCAAGAUGCUCCGCUGCGCCGGCAACGACGACAUCAUCACCAUCAAGGCCGACGAUGGAUCUGACACCGUCACAUUCAUGUUCGAGUCGCCCAAGCAAGAUAAGAUUGCUGACUUCGAGAUGAAGCUCAUGGACAUCGAUAGCGAGCACCUUGGCAUCCCGGAUUCCGAGUACCAGGCCAUCGUCCGCAUGCCGUCUGCUGAGUUUAUGAGGAUCUGCAAGGACCUCAGCAGCAUCGGGGACACAGUUGUCAUCUCGGUGACUAAAGAGGGCGUCAAGUUCUCAACCUCAGGAGAAAUUGGGAGCGCAAACAUUGUCUGCAGGCAGAACCAAACUGUUGACAAGCCAGAAGAAGCUACCAUUAUAGAGAUGCAAGAACCAGUUUCCCUGACGUUUGCCCUGAGGUACAUGAACUCCUUCACCAAGGCAUCUUCACUGUCUGACCAAGUGACUAUCAGCCUUUCAUCCGAGCUACCAGUGGUGGUUGAGUACAAGAUCGCAGAGAUGGGCUACAUUAGAUUCUAUCUGGCGCCAAAGAUUGAGGAAGAUGAGGAGAUGAAGCCUUGAUGACCACGAUAUGAAGCUCAUGUUGCCUACAUUUCCUUGUCUUCCAACCAUCGUUUGCUUAGCUAUUGUUUGCAAGCAAAAAAGGGUGUUAUGUGUUAUCUCUUAGGCCAGACUGCUUAGCUACUUGUAUUUGUGACUGCUCUGUGAAUCCAUGGAUUUACAGUGAAUCUAGAUUAGUGGGCUUGUGUUUUGUGCAUGUUGCUUCUAUUUGCCCUUUUCAAUUCAGUCAUGAAAUUCUUUACUGGAGAGCACAAUGUGCCUUUGGUAAUGACCCUGGUGGUUGCCGGAUAAAGAAGCCUUCCUUGAA